Aspergillus terreus NIH2624 is the source of this 1107-nucleotide messenger RNA. RefSeq lists its product as uncharacterized. The coding region runs from base 1 to 1107 and encodes 368 amino acids. Lineage: Eukaryota; Fungi; Ascomycota; Eurotiomycetes; Eurotiales; Aspergillaceae. The record is from RefSeq and is a predicted model, not a curated record. The transcript has 5 exons.
AUGGAGUCAAUGCCCAAGGAAGUCAAUAACGCCGGCAAGGACUACGACGUUACCAUCGUGGCCAUUGUACUCUGCGCCGUCAGCACGGUCUUGGUGUUCUUGCGAUUCGUCGAGAAGAUCCGCCUGCGCGCAGUCUUCGCUGAAGACUAUGUCUUGAUUCCAGGGUUUCUGAUAUACAUCGCCUCGGCAGCAAUCCUGAUCCGCGCAAAUAUAGAUGGAGCUCUAGGUACGCCAAUACCGCAAGUGACCUACCACCAAGCCGAGAUAGUCGGCCAGACCGGGCUCCUGAUCUACUGGCUAUACGCGCCAAUGAGCGGGUUCAUCCGCGUCUCCAUCCUCCUAUUCUAUAGGCGCCUGUUUUCGCCCACCAUGCCAAUACUGGGAAUAGUGAUUUGGAUAGUCCUGGUGUUUCAGGUCCUAUUCAGCAUCGCCGGCCUAAUACUGCCUGCCGUCGGUUCUAGACCGCUGUAUCACAUGUGGCAUCUCCGGGACACGGCCACGAACGAUAACCCGCAGCAAACAUCGCAAUUUUCCUAUAAUAUUGGAGUGGCAACAUUCUCCAUCAACCUGGCAUUGGAUGUCAUUUUGCUCAUCUUGCCGCUGUUCCCGAUCGCCACCCUGCGGCUUCCGAUCAGAAAGAAGCUCGGAAUGGCUGUUCUCUUUAUUCUUGGUGCAGGGGCAUGCUUUGCAGCUGCAUGGAAGCUCGGAGCAUACAUCAUCGAACUGCGUGACCAAACGGAUCCCUCCAGAUUGGGUGUGUCUACUACAGGGACAGGAAAAGGCGGGGUUUACAUACCUGCCGGGUCCACUGUAUCAGGCGAGACGUUAUCUUACUUCUAUGCUGCUCAGCUGGAACCGGCACUCGCCAUUAUCGGAACCUCUCUCCCCGCGAUUCGCCAGUUGAUAUGUUCGUGUCGCAAGCCUUCGCCACAAUCCUCCCAGCAAAUGGAGGAACGCUCCAGCCGGCGGUACCAUCGCCGGUGGUUGCAUCUCGACCGUAUUCCUACGUCUGAACGGGCAUUGACAACAGAUAUGGAGCGGCAAGGGGAGAUAUACCUGCCUGUGGUGGAGGAUGACCGUGAACAUCGAUUUGAACAUCGACUUUGA